CUUUCCUCUUUCCCAUGGAAUUUCCUUCUCGCUUAUUCCUGGCAGCCUCCCAAUUACUCCUAUAUAAUUUCCUUUCAUCCCCUGUCUCCCUCUCUUUCUUCCCUUUCCUCCCACCAUCUUCAUCUUCCUCUUAACUGAUUUUUCCUUAAGACUUACCAAGCAUCAAGCUGAAGCUCAAGCUCAAGCUCACAGCAAUCGUCAUCUCCAGAGCUCCAAAGCUCUCUAUGAUUCUUCUCUUCUCUUAUCUUCUCCUCACCUUGAGGUCAGACGCGAGGCACUUCCUCUGGACAAGCAACACAACAGCCACUGAGGUCAGCCCAUCUCAUCUUACCUAUUCUCCUCACCCCUAAUACCUAUAACAGGACACUUCUUGGCAUUCCUCAGAAUGGGCUCGGGCGAGCAGACCCAGCCCUGCCAGAAGUGCGGCGCCCCUCGCCAGAAAGGGCUCGUCGGCAUGGUGACCAAGAUGUGCAUCUCCUGUGCAAGAACCAGCUACCCGGCUGAGUGGGCAACCUCCACGCAGGAACAAGAGGCCACUGCCGGCCCUGACACUGACGGGCCCGGCCAAGCGCCCCAGUCCGAGGCUGAGAAAGCCACUGGAGAUGACAUGGGCGAGGAGGCGAUGGUGGAGUCGACUGAUAGCCGCAAGGUAUGUGAUAAUCUUCGGGGGUUUGGAGUCGGUCAUGCUAAUGGUUUUUGUAGCGGCGCAUCCGCCCAACAGCGGCCAAAGGCGCUGUUGGGAAAAAAUUGACACCGGCGUGUGCCUCUUGCAAAAGGUCGAAGACGCGUUGCACGCAUCGUCGUGUUAUUGACACGGGGGAUUGUAGGUUCUUUUUCUUGUCAGUCUGCUGGUGAUGAUUAGCUAACUGGUUGUCUUUAUAGCGUCCAACGUUCCCUCGAAAAAGCGGAAGCGUGAGACCUCAGAGGCACCCGCCAGUGUCAAGGAUGACGCUGGCAAUGACAACGACACUUCUGCCGAGGUGGGCGCGGACGACCAGAUUCCCCCAUAAAAGAAGAAGACGCUUCGGGUUCGGUGGAAAGACACCAAUGAGGAAGAG
Aspergillus wentii DTO 134E9 is the source of this 1058-nucleotide messenger RNA. RefSeq lists its product as uncharacterized. The record is from RefSeq and is a predicted model, not a curated record. The coding region runs from base 386 to 751 and encodes 121 amino acids. The transcript has a single exon. NCBI's taxonomy places the organism in Eukaryota, Fungi, Ascomycota, Eurotiomycetes, Eurotiales, Aspergillaceae.